CAGUGUUCUUCCCACAGCGUCUCGAUUCCCCCGUUUCUCGACUGUGCUGUGCUGCUCUCUCGCUCUAUCUCAAGGCUUACCACAGUCCUCAAUGAGUCGUUUCAAAGAGGAAGAAAUUGGAACUCGUCUUCGAAAUGGGGAGUCAGCGCCACCGCCGCCCACUUCCAAUGCGGUUAUGCACGCAGAAGCUGCCUCAAGCAACUCCUGCCAACCUCAUUUUGCUGAACAAUUAAUGAUGCAGAAAAACGGCAAGAGGACGAGUGAUAUGACUCUAGAAGAGAUGUACUACAACAGCCAAUAUGAUUUUGAAGAUGAUGAGGACGAGGACAGUGAUUGGGAGCCUUCGGCCUUGCCAGCCCAUGAUGUUAUGGAAAUUCCAAAGUGGUUUUGCCUAAAUUGCACUAUGCUUAAUAUUGGGGGUGACUCUCACUGCGACGUGUGUGGGGAACAUAGAGAAUCUGGAAUCCUAAAGCAUGGAUUUGUGGCUUCCGCCUCAUGUCGAGAAGGUGCUACUGAGAAUGGUGUACAUGUAGCUGAUGUACUACAAGAUCCUCUAGUGCAAAGUAUUGCAUCAGAUAACCCUACUGCCAUAGGCUUUGACGAGAGAAUGCUCCUUCACGAAGAAGUUGUAAUGAAGUCUCAUCCCCAUCCUGAGAGGCCUGAUCGAAUUCGAGCUAUUGCUGCCAGUCUUGCGACUAAAGGUAUAUUUCCAGGAAGGUGCCACCCAAUCUCAGCAAGGGAAAUUACUCAAGCAGAGCUCCUUAAGGUCCACUCCGUCGAGAAUGUUGAAGCUGUUGAAAUCACUAGCCGUGUUUUCUCUAGCUACUUCACACCUGAUACAUAUGCAAAUCAGUAUUCAGCAACUGCCGCCAGGCUUGCUGCAGGCUUAUGUUUUGAUCUUGCUUCAGCUAUAUGGUCUGGACGUGCCAAAAAUGGAUUUGCUUUGGUUCGUCCUCCUGGUCAUCAUGCUGGAGUUAAACAUGCAAUGGGUUUUUGCCUUCACAAUAAUGCAGCACUUGCUGUGUCAGCAGCUAAGAAUGCAGGAGCUAAGAAGGUUUUAAUCAUUGACUGGGAUGUACAUCAUGGCAACGGCACACAAGAGAUAUUUGACAAAGAUAAAUCGGUUUUGUAUAUAUCUUUGCAUAGGCAUGAAGGUGGAAAGUUCUAUCCUGGUACUGGAUCUGCUUAUGAGAUUGGAUCAAUGGGUGCUGAGGGAUAUUGUGUAAAUAUCCCAUGGGGUCGCGGAGGAGUUGGUGACAAUGACUAUGUUUUUGCAUUUCAGCAUGUUGUGCUUCCUAUAGCUGCUGAGUUUGACCCAGAUUUUACGAUAAUUUCUGCUGGAUUUGAUGCUGCACGGGGUGACCCGCUUGGUGGAUGCGAUGUUACUCCUGCUGGCUAUGCACAGAUGACACAGAUGUGCUGUGCCCUAUCUGGUGGAAAAGUACUGGUCAUCCUUGAGGGAGGCUAUAAUCUUCGGUCAAUAUCAUCAUCAGCAACUGCAGUUAUUGAGGUCCUACUUGGAGAAAGUCCAAAGCAGAAUGUGGUGCAAGUUAUACCUAGUAAGGCUGGAGUUCGAGCUGUUCUUGAAGUUCUAAAGAUUCAAUUGAACUAUUGGUCUUCACUAGAAUCCAAAUUUACAAAGUUGCAAUCAGAAUGGGGAUGGUAUACCCUGGAAGACAAAAGCAAACUGAAGAAAAAGAAGAGAUUGGAAAAACAAUUACCAGUCUGGUGGAAGUGGGGGCGGAGAAGGUGGUUGUACAAACUGUGGUGCAAGAAGAAGAUUUUGACACAAUGUACGAAUCUGGAUGCUGCAUUUCUCGGAGCCCUUCCAUUGCCAAUUUUAACAUCGGCUCAAUAUUUCCUCUACCUAAUGUCCUGAAAAAGCAGGUUCAUCUUAUGUAGUUAGUUAUGUUGCGUAACUUGGGGAGAUUUUAGGAACAUAGAAUUAUUUUUAGUAAAACAUGCAUGGAAAAUAUGCCCUCAUGUGUAUCCUCGGGUGAAUCUUGUGGAGCAACCCUUAGGUUAUCGAGUCAUUGAACUCUCACUUGUGUUCGGAUUACUUAAGUUGGUAUUUUGCACUUGCUUGCUCAAAACCUUUGUUCCUGAAUGGAAGCAUGCAUGGAAAAUCUAUCCUCACAUGUGCCCUAUGAUCGUCCACCACAAGAUAUAGAUAAAGAGGUUCGUUUUUUUGUAAGAAUGAGAAGUCGUUGCACUUGAAGUCAAUGUAUUCGUUCUGAAAUUGAAGGUGGUGUAAUUUUUUGCAA
Molecule: messenger RNA, 2264 nt
Organism: Salvia splendens (bonfire salvia)
Lineage: Eukaryota; Viridiplantae; Streptophyta; Magnoliopsida; Lamiales; Lamiaceae
Product: histone deacetylase 15-like
Exons: 18
Coding region: 92-1879 (595 amino acids)
Biological process (GO): epigenetic regulation of gene expression
Cellular component (GO): cytoplasm; histone deacetylase complex
Molecular function (GO): histone deacetylase activity
Source: RefSeq, a predicted model, not a curated record